GUUCCCGUCCUGUCCCAAGGCUAGCCGAGGGCGGGUCUCUCCGGUUUCCCCGCCCCGGGAGCAGCCCGCACCUCCCGCAGGUUAAAACACCUGGAGCCGGGAUCCAGCUGCAGCGCCUUCGCCAGACCCUCUAGUGCCCGUGGACCCGGACCCGGAUCCGAUCUCCCGGAACCGGAGCCCCCUGCCCGUGGACCCGGACCCGAUCCUGUCUGACAGCUGUAGCCCUGAACCCUCCUAGAACCGAAUUGACCCGUGAUGGCUACCCCGACCCCCGCCCCAUCCCUCCCCGCCAUGGGAGACCCCUUCCACCUCUCCCUGCUGCGCACUCCGCGCGGCCGAUUCCGCGUCUCGCUGCCCCCAGGGGGUGAGUUCCUGCUGGGGACCCCGGAGCCACUGAGCCGUCCGGGCGCCGCUGGCCAAAGCUUCUGCAUCCCUAUCACCGAGAUGGUCGGGGUGCAGCUGGGCGGGUCUGGCUCCCCCCCCACAGUGGAGGGAAACCAGUUCACAGUUUUCUUCGUGCAGCGGGAGAAGCGACAGCGCUGGAGCCUGGGCUCCCUGGAGUUCACUGUGGCCCCUGGCUCGGGACUGGCCCCACGCUGGGUCGAUGCCCUGCAGCGGAGCAUCCAGCUGCAUGGUGUCACACGCCCCAGGAAGCUUCUGGUCUUCGUGAAUCCCGUGGGGGGGCGGUGCCGCGCGGGUGAGAUUUACCGGGACCGGGUGGCCGGGCUUUUUGCCCUGGCAGGGAUCCAGACAGAAGUCAUAGAGACCCAGCGACCCCACGAGGCCAGAGAGCUCAUCCUGCAGCAAGACCUGGGCGACCUGGAUGGGCUGGUUUGCGUCGGGGGUGAUGGGACGUUUAACGAGCUGAUGCAUGCACUCAUCUCCCGGACACAGAGGAAGGCUGGGAUUCCUGAGGACAACCCUGCGGCCACACUCCUGCCCCCCAGACUCCGCAUCGGCAUCAUCCCUGCAGGCUCCACGGACUGCAUCUGCUUCGCCACGGUGGGGACCAAUGACCCCGUCACCUCUGCCCUGCACAUCAUCAUCGGGGACAGCCAGCCCCUGGACGUGUGCAGUGUCCACCACCAUGAGCGGCUGCUGCGGUAUGCGGUCUCGCUGGUGGGCUAUGGCUUCUAUGGGGAUGUGGUGAGCGACAGUGAGCGGCACCGCUGGAUGGGCCCGAUGCGCUAUGACUUCUCAGGGUUCAAGGCCGUGCUGUGUAACCGCAGCUAUGAGGGCACCGUAGAGUUCCUGACGGCAGGGGGCACUGAGGCCAAUCCCCGGGACCAGACGCGCUGCAGGGCAGGCUGCCUUGUCUGCUCUGAGUCCAGUCACCAGCUCCUGGGGGGGAGCGAGGAGGAGAAGCUGCCACAGCAGGAAAGCACUGGGGCUGCAGUCAGUGAGUGGCAGCGGGAGCAGGGCCGUUUUCUGGCCAUUAACUUGACCUGCAUGAGCAGCGCCUGCCCCAAGAGUCCUGACGGCCUUUCGCCCAGCGCCCACCUGGCCGACGGCACAGCCGACCUCAUCCUGGUGCGCGAGUGCUCAGCUCUGGGCUUCCUGCGUCACCUGAGUCGACACAUGGACCAUCGGGACCAGUUUGACCUGCCCUUUGUGAGCGUACACCGGGUGCGGGCCCUGCGCUUUACCCCCAAGCAGCUGGAGGGCAGCGAGGAGAGGGAGCGGCCUGGCUGCAGGGGGUGGAAGGGGCUUCUACGGGGGCUGUGCUGGGGGGAGCAGCCACUGAGCUCCUGGAGCUGUGAUGGGGAGACCCUGCCCCAUGCCGACAUCAGUGUCAGGGUGCAUGGGCAGCUCAUCCACCUGUUUGCCCGGGGCAUCGAGCAGAAGAUGGGCCUGGUUUAGGGGCUGCUUGGAGCUGCGUCCUGUGAGAGGGCUGUGCCCUCGCCCAUCAGCGGAAACCAAGAGCCCUGCAGGGUGACAGACACUGUGGUCUGCGGGACAGCCGCAUGUCAGAGCCCUCUGUUUGCUCCCUGACCCCCAGAGGGAGUUGUGCCAUGCUGGGUCGGCCGUGGGGGUUGAACCAUCCCUGCCUGGCUGGCUCCG
Caretta caretta (loggerhead turtle) is the source of this 2061-nucleotide messenger RNA. Its product is annotated as ceramide kinase. Lineage: Eukaryota; Metazoa; Chordata; Testudines; Cheloniidae. Gene Ontology annotation, biological process: ceramide metabolic process; phosphorylation. Gene Ontology annotation, molecular function: ceramide kinase activity. The record is from RefSeq and is a predicted model, not a curated record.